AUGAAUAUAUCCUUACGGUGCCAUGGGCACAUGCUGAGGAGGUAUAUACUGAUCAUACCCACACUGGCCGUAGGGUCGCUUGCAAUUGGUUCGAAGGCUUCAGAAACGGAAUUUACUACAAAAUUGGAUCAAGUUAACGAACUCAAUCUGCCACAAUUCAAAGCUGUCGGGCAGCCUCCAUCCGUUCUUGCGGUCCAUGGGACGCCAUCUGUUCCUUUGUAUAUUAAAAAGGGCAGCAUCAUGUCCAUAUACGGUGUACAGGGAGCAUUAUUAGACAAUAUCAGUUCUCGGCUCUCGCUUUUCGCUCCAAUAAGAAGUUUCUUCAUGGGGAAUCAUAAUAGUGCCUACCAGAGAGUUGUGUCCACAUCACCAUUUUCGCUACUUAUAUCUUCGACAUCUAAAAAGCUUUUUGGCCGUCUGGCGCAAAAGACCUUUGCGGUAAUGAAUCUCGAAGGUACUCAGGAUUGGGCUAUCAUCAAUAACAACGCUAUUCAUGCUUACUUUGGGACCUCACUUAUCCGGAGACUCCAUCUCAUUCCAAGAAAGAUCUCUAAGAGGUUUGCCAAAGCUAGCGGUCUUCCUCUUCCAACCAACACCGGUUUGUUCAAAUGGUAUAGACCUGGCUACACGCUCUUGAGUGGACGAGGGACGGUUGCAUUAGUUGGAGGAGGAAAUAUCUACAACGUCCACUUGGAGGACGGAGAGCAAGCUGUGGUUAGCAAAAACAAUCUUUUAGGGCUUACUGUAAAUGGUCCUCAUGACAUACAAAAUUCGGUUUUUCAGUAUCGCUCGAAUUUAAAACUGAAUGAUUUGACGAUUGCCGGAGAGAAGAAGAAGAUAAAUCCAUUCGAAUCAUUUUCUCAUUUUAUGCUGUACUUACAGAUGAUAACAGUAAGUGGCUUCAACUUCCUCAAGGACUCUAUUUCAAGAUCAGUCCGGUAUAUCGAAGGCACUGGAGAUUUUGUUGUAGUGACCGGACCAAGAGAUUUACUUUUGCAAUCCGGUGUCCCACAAUCUAAUCUUCUCAAUCGAGCAGCUCCAGAUCAAUUUACUCAGUCAAGCAUAACUCCAAAAGAAACUACUGCUGAUUUCUUGAACUAUGUCACUAUUGAUAAAGGUAAAACCAAAAUCGAGAGCACUCCAGACUUCCGCAAAAGACAAUGA
Messenger RNA from Meyerozyma guilliermondii ATCC 6260, 1164 nucleotides. RefSeq lists its product as uncharacterized. Gene Ontology annotation, biological process: inner mitochondrial membrane organization. The coding region runs from base 1 to 1164 and encodes 387 amino acids. The transcript has a single exon. NCBI's taxonomy places the organism in Eukaryota, Fungi, Ascomycota, Pichiomycetes, Serinales, Debaryomycetaceae. Gene Ontology annotation, cellular component: mitochondrial inner membrane. The record is from RefSeq and is a predicted model, not a curated record.